Morchella sextelata is the source of this 4272-nucleotide messenger RNA. RefSeq lists its product as uncharacterized. The transcript is spliced from 6 exons. Lineage: Eukaryota; Fungi; Ascomycota; Pezizomycetes; Pezizales; Morchellaceae. The coding region runs from base 1 to 4272 and encodes 1423 amino acids. Gene Ontology annotation, molecular function: protein binding. The record is from RefSeq and is a predicted model, not a curated record.
AUGGCGAAUCCACCUACCCUAGUACCAACUCCCCAGUUCACAACGUCAGCGCUCCUUCAGCUUAUAUUAGAAGCGACAACUCUAUGCUACUUCUACCUCGGCCAUCUCCGCACAAGCUCAUCCUCAUUAUUUAAAUUAGUACAAAUAACAACAGAAGAGUUCCGCGUCUGCCAUGGCGCCGUAAUAGCGAUUGAGGGCUUCGCUAGUGCUAACCCAGAGUUUAAGAAAGGCCUCGGAAGGUUGGCUGUUCAAGUGGAUAAAUGCAUGGUCGAUCUGCAGGAGCUUGUUAGUAAGCUCAAGAAGAGAACACGAAGAGUGGACUGGAGAAAUGUGAGGAAGUGUGUUGAGGGGUGGAAGGAACUACUUUUGGACGUUCAUUCGGUGUUGGAGAAGUCUGCUAAAGAGGCCUCGCAGGAGCCUAAAGUAAAAGCCAGAGAUUAUCGUAACGAAGUAAUAGAUUCGUAUUGCCAGAGAAGGGCUGAAAUACAGGAACUUGGGAUGAAAAUUGAGGCCUCUAGCUCCCAGCCAGAGUUAGCUUCACAGGAAUUCCCAGCCUUAGAUUUGGAGAAAUAUCCUGCCAAAAUUGAAAAUAGGCGGCAACAGAUACUAGACUGGAUAUAUCCAGAAAUAUACAGCAAGAAACAUACCGCGAUCAGGGGAAAAAGGCGCGGAGACAUUGGUGCAUGGAUCCUGAGGUCGCCUGAUUUCCUGAAUUGGGUGGAAGCGAAGAAUGAUAGAAAUUCUCAAUUACUUUGGGGUUAUGGAAUUGCUAGCUCUGGAAAAACAUUUCUAAGCUCGAUAAUAGUAGACCACUUCCUAGAUAUAGCACAAAUAUCCAACUACGGAGUAGCAUAUAUUUACUUCGAUCAUGAAGAGCAGUCCAUUCAUGAUACAACCAACGUUCUUGCCAGUAUCGUGAGACAACUACUUUCUCAGCUGCCAGUUCUCCCAGAUAAAGUCGGUAAAUUACAUGAGAAAUACAACCCUCUUAAAUACGAUCAUCUUUACAAUCUUUUCCUUUCGGCUUCUUCCUCCUUUACAAACACCUUUAUAAUUUGCGAUGCGCUGGAUGAGUGUGGCAAGGGAGAGCAGAGAAAAUCACUUUUAACGUUAUUGUGUAGGAUGGCCGGAGCAGCCAAUGUGUUUUUAACAAGUAGGGAAAACUCGUCAGGAGAUAUACAGAAUACUUUAGACUGCGCGACUAAAAUCGAACUAAGAGCGAGAGAGGGGGAUAUCAAGAUCUAUACCGAGCAUAUGGUUAAUGAUAGUUUAUUGGCCAACCGUUUAUAUGGCAAAGGAUUGUAUAGAGAAAGGAUUAUCUCUGAUAUAGGAGAAUGUGCAAAGAGAAUGUUCUUGCUGGUUGACUUUCACAUACAGCAUUUGUGUCAACAGCCCAGUAUAAACCAGAUCCUCCAUGAACUCAAAGCUUUCAAGAGCGCAUCUUCAGAUCGAUCCCCGCUCAUCUUUGCAUACGACAGGAUUGUGGCAAAUCUUCGCAUGCAGUCACUUGAGCAAAGAAUGCUGGUAUUAAGGAUUUUCACAUGGCUCGCGGGGGUAAACCGAACACUUACAUUCAAAGAACUCCAGCAUGCAAUAAGUAUCAAGCAGGGGGUAUAUGAGUUGGAACACGGAAAUCUCACUUUUGAGAAGCUUCAAGAUGCUGCGAGCGUUCAACUCGGCUUUGAGCUCAAUGUGCUGGACCUACCGGAUCGAGAAACAAUACUCAACCUUUGCUCUAGUCUGGUGACCAUAGACGAGAAAACCUUGAAAGUCCAGUUUGUGCAUUCCACUGCUCAAGAACACCUCGUAAAAACAUCAAUAGUACACCCUGCUACAGAUUCGGCGCUUACCAUAGCUUGUGCCACCUACCUCUUAUCCAAAGCUUUCUCGAGAGGAGCUUUGAUUCGCCAAUCCGAAUUCGAAGCACGGAUUGCAGCAUACCCUUUCCUAAGAUACGCUGCUGAGAAUUUCAUGUUUCAUUUGGUAAAAUGUGACAAUUCCCUGACGAAAAUUCUACUUUUAAGGUUUUUGAAAAGAACAGGCACACUCUCUUCUUACCUACAGGCACUUGAUUCUUCAUCAGAUCGGCCUACAUACCCUAGAAAUCAUCUUCCUCUGCACUUUGCCUGUUCUAUAGGCCAUCUUGAAGUUGUCCAGGUGCUUCUGGAAACUGGAGUUGAUAUCAUGACGAAGGAUAGCUAUGGAGAGACAGCUUUCACUCUAGCGGUUGCCAAUGGGCACAAAGAGAUAGUUCAGCUUCUACUCGGCAAAUUUGCUGGUUGCAAAAGAUCUCAUCAUUUUGAUCAAGGAAAACAAAUAGAGGACACGCAGAGUUCUCUUAAGAAUGGAUUUCCUUGCUUGGUUCAAGACGAUUUCAACACAGCGCCGCCACCACUUUCCACUCCAAAGGAAGGCACCAAAUCGGAAAAUAGCGAGGCAUACGCCCUAUAUUUUGCUGCAUCUGGUGGUCAUGUAGAAAUAUUAGAGUGGCUGUUCAAUAGGUUGGGCGAUCUCUGUCCCGAAAAAUCAGACGUUUGGCCGAUGGAUAUGGCGCUAGCGAAUGCGGCAGUUGCAGGGCACGAGAGGGUGGUAGAGAUACUCCUCAAGAAAGGUAUUCCACCAUUCGGUAAUUCGGAGGUUGGCCAACUAUCUCCGUUACACGGAGCUGCGUCUAAGGGUCACCUUUCCACCGUCAAAUUACUGCUACAACAUGGCGCUACUCCCGCGGUAUCAUGUCCCCGCUGUCUUAGAUUUUUGUCUGACGACCUAAGAAAUGAGGACUCUGAGCAAGUCCUCAAGAAGGUUACGGGCGGCUUCUGCAAAUGUCCGUCAGAUAUGAGGGAAGCAGCGUCAGAAGGGGAUUUUGAGAAGUUCAGAGAAAUGCUUGACCAAGGUGUAGACGUUUUAUCUCAAGAUGAAGAAGGGUGUACUGCGCUUCAUUGGGCUGCGCGGAAUGGCCAUGAGAGUAUAAUCCGUUUACUACUCGAAAUGCAUCCCGAAAUCGAUCUUUCUGCACAGAACUAUAGAAAACAGACUGUACUGCACCUCGCCGCUGUAUGCGGGCAUGAAAAAAUUGUCAGUUUUCUUCUUGAGAGUGUUCCGGGUAUUGGAUUAGCGCAGGACAUGGGGAACUUCACGGCAUUGCACCUUGCUGCGCUAAAGGGCCAUGAUUCUGUGGUCCGUGUGCUACUUUCGAAGGAUCCAAACUCAGACCAUUCAAAAGUUAACUCCCACCGGCAAACAGCCCUCCAUUUAGCAGCCUCCGAAGGCCAUGCCACCAUCGUCAAGCUUCUUCUUGAUAACGGUUAUGGCAUUGACCCCUCGGCAAGGGAUAUAAACGAAUACACUGCGCUAGGCUGGGCUGUACAUGGAGGCCAUGAAGAAGUUGUCCGUUUCCUACUUCAUAAGACGAAGGCUGAAUCCACGAACUGGCAAGGUGGGAGUUUACUACAUCUCGCAGCGAAGAAUGGUCACACCGGGAUCGCUAGUUUUUUAAUACAACAGACUCCUGGUUUAUUCGUGCAGAAUGCCAAUGGAAUAACACCUUUGCAUAUCGCAGCAAUGAAGGGUCAUGGAAAAAUGAUCUGUCUGCUGCUCGAGAGUGUAACGGAAAGCGAGUUCUCCAUGAAGGAUGGAAACGGAUACACCGCGCUACACUGGGCUGUACAGGAAGGCCACGACCAAAUAGUUCAUUUACUGCUACAAUGCGAACGUAAAAUCGACUUUUCAGCCAUGAUUACCGCCGGAUGGCAGACGGUGCUACACAUUGCAGUGUUGAAGGGCCAUGAGCAGAUCACUCGGUUACUGCUUGAAAAGAUCCCGAGUAGUGACCUCGCCAUCCGUAACGUGAGAGGGUAUACAGCCUUGCAUCUCGCUGUAUCGUGGGGCCAUGAAACUAUCGUUCGCUUGCUAGUCGAGAGAUGUCCGGGGGCACACCUUUUGGUGGAGGAAGAUCAUGGAUACACAGCACUACACCUUGCAGCAAUCCGAGGUCAUGAAGGAAUGGUCAAGUUGCUGCUCCAGAAGAGCCCAAAGGUCGAUAUUUCAGUAUUGACAACAAGUGAAUCUAGUGAAGUGAUAGACGACGCCGAACCAAGAAAAGGACACGAAGUGGUGGCUGCUUUGUUGGUCGAUGGCGAGUCGGUAAAGAACAGCUGUGGGUUAACGGCACAAAAACUGGCCACUUUGAAACGAAGGUUUGCGGCCGACAAUGAAAAAAGACGGGAGCGGAAAGUGUCAAUACCUCAAUCUGUUUCUGAUGCAUAUGCAUGA